Molecule: messenger RNA, 1251 nt
Organism: Talaromyces atroroseus
Lineage: Eukaryota; Fungi; Ascomycota; Eurotiomycetes; Eurotiales; Trichocomaceae
Exons: 3
Coding region: 1-1251 (416 amino acids)
Source: RefSeq, a predicted model, not a curated record
AUGCUUUUAUGCUCUGCAAGAUCUGGGACUCAUCUGUCGUAUAAUCCUUCCUCUGCCCAACUUGACGACUUCUACGCAAAUUUUAAAGCCGGCUCCAACAUGCUCCAAGCCUUACUGCAUCUUAGUUCCACAGACGAUGAAGUCCAGGAACUCAUAUGGAUCUCCGUCACAGUCUUCCCCAGACCAAUCUCCAUAGCGAAACUUCGAGCAUUCAGCGCCGAACUGACUGAAUGGAAGGGUCUCUUAGGCACAAUACUACUAAAAUACGACGUGGACUUCCCGCUGUCGGAGCCGCAGAAUCUGACAUGGCAAAUGCUUCACCAGCUUCCCAUCCCACCCUUGCCCUAUUCCGGCAUUCCGAUGCAGCUCCGCCUCAUAUUAUCACUAUACACUUUUUACGUCGCUCGGACCAAGUGGGCGAUGAGCUCUCUUAGUGAUGAUGAUGAUGAUGAUGAUGGCAAUCCUAAAUUCGAGCUCGAGACAUAUUUCUACUUCUAUCAGCAACUACGACUUGCCUCAACAGAUCUAAGCUCUGCUAAAGGCAACAAUAACAACACCCCUGAAAUCGACGAGCAAUACCAUGCUUGCGAAUCCGUAAAAAUCGGAUUUUCGCCCCUCUUAUACCUGGCGGGUCAUUCCUGUUAUCGCAUACCGAGCUGGAUGGAAUGGGUAGCUCACAAACUGAGUCAAAUCGGGCAAGAGGGCCUUUUCAACAGUCAGAUAUAUACCAUGACCUUGGAGGCAUUACUCCAUUUUGAGAAAUUACCUAGCGCCGCAAACGGUGCUGAGAUGAUGCACUUCGCUACUGACCGGUGCAAGCGACGGGUCUCAUCGCUGCUCAUUCCCUGCUGUAAUAGAAGAGCCUAUGUCGCAUACUACCUUUACUCGUACAUUCGAAGCGAUGAUUCUGAUCACAAGAACAAAAGCAGCAAGCAUAGCAGCAGCGGCGGCCGCGGUUAUGAUACCAUUUGGGAGGAAAGCGGUUACUUCGUUUCCGGUAAAACCAGAUGGGGAGAUAGUGGUGGUAGUGGUAGCUGCAGCCAUAUGAGCAUGGUGAUUUGCGAUGCAAAUGAAACCGUUAACGGGCCUGUAACUAUGAGAUGGCUCUUUAAUCAGCCAAUAUUCACGCACUGGGCGGAGUGGUCAUUUGAUCAGGAGUUUCGACUUGAUCGUGUUCUUACUGAUCAUAUCGUUGGGGGUAGUUUUGAUAGGACUAGCGAGUAUAGAUACGAGGUCUGCACGGUGUAUUAG